Messenger RNA from Leishmania mexicana MHOM/GT/2001/U1103, 2232 nucleotides. RefSeq lists its product as hypothetical. The transcript has a single exon. Lineage: Eukaryota; Euglenozoa; Kinetoplastea; Trypanosomatida; Trypanosomatidae. Gene Ontology annotation, molecular function: protein binding. The record is from RefSeq and is a predicted model, not a curated record. The coding region runs from base 1 to 2232 and encodes 743 amino acids.
AUGCCGCGGAUGCCUCUCUCUUCACCCCUCACGGGCGGAGCGUGGCGGGGCCCCACUUCGUCCAUCACCGCCUUCAAGGUGCGCGAGAAGCACGAGGCGGGCAUGCGCCUGUUACAAGGUGGGCUCGUCUAUGAGGCAAUCCAACUCUUCCAGGAAGCGUCCUUCUUCGACGCCGAAAACGUACGGCCCGUCGUGGCGCUCGCUGAGUGCUACGUCUUCCUGUGCGACCUGCGGUCCGCCAUUCGCUGCUACCGGCGGGCACUGUUGUCGCUGCACAAGAAAGAUCUGGAUGACUACUGCCGCCGCGCUAACGAAACCCCGACCAACACUGUCGACGAGGUCUCUGCCACGAACAGCUGUCGCGUCGACACGUCGAACUCCCCUGAGGGGACGUGGCGGAAUAGUGGUGGUAAAACGCGUUCCUAUGGCGUUGCAGAUGAUACGAACAUGGCAUGGGAGUCUCGCCUGGAGACGGCACAGGACCCCGCGCUUGCAUCCCAGCCUGUCGGAAGUAGCAGUCCGUCGGAACUCUCUAUCCAAGGCUUUGCGGAUUGCCUACAGUCAGCGGAGAUGCCCGCGCGCUUCUCCGAACACCAGCCUUCUCUAGCGAAGUCAGUCAACUCGGCUGCGAGCGAGGUUCCAGCGACGACGCUGAGCCCACCAGCAGCAGAUGCGACACCCACCGUAAAGGACAUCCGCGCGCGCCUUGCAGGAGUGCUCGAUGCCUUGGGACUGUCUCUGUAUCAGCUCGGCAACGUUGAGCAAGCGCUCCGUUGCACCACCGAGGCCCUGGAGCUGCUGGACGCCGCCGCACGGGCGAGCGAGGGCGGGGAUGAGGAUGUGUUGUCGAGCAAGUCGCCGCAGUUUCUGGCCGACCCGACGAUUGCGUUGCAUCGCGGCGUGUACCUCAUGACGCUGCAACGCGACGAGGAAGCAGAGGGACUGCUGGAAGAUCACUUCGCCAUUUUUCCGCACUGGCGUCCUCAGACGGCCGCGCUUCUGGUUCAGCUCUACUGCAACCGCCAAGCCUUCCGCAAGGCACGAGUGCUGCUGGAGGCGCAGGAGGAGGAGACAUAUGACAUGGACUCGAGCAAGACUCCGGCCGAAGUCCACGGCAACCCCGACGAGGUGCUGUGUGACGGACAGCGGAGGACUCUGGCCCCGUCGUUGCCGUCCAGCACAGACGCACUGGGGUCGCUGGCGGUCGCCAAAUACCUAUUCACCGAGCUGUAUGCGCGAUACCGCACGGCAGCGCUCGCGAGCAACGAUGGGGCCAGCAUCACCCGCUGCCUCAGCAUUUACUCGAAUGACUUUGACCUGCUGUUCCGCCGAGCGCAGCUAAGCGUCGCGGCAGGGAAGCACAAACAGAGCGUCAAGGACCUGUUCCGCUGCGUUCGGGAGACGAACGGUGAACACAAGGAAGCGAUUGAAAUGAUGACGACGGUACUCUCCACGAUCGGCUCCUCCUUGAACGGCGAGGCCGAGGUUCAGGACGCGGUCACAUACUAUUCUGAGUCGCUCAAGUGGCGCCCGGACAACGUGCUCGUGCUGCUGGCGCGUGGCGACUGCUAUACCAAAAUGGAGUGCUUUGAGGAGGCGCUCGCUGACUACGAGGCGGUCUUGGUCUUGGAGCCAGACCAGCGUGACGCGCGGCAGCGAAUCGCCUCGUUGCACGACCUGUGGGGAUGCAAGCUCUUCGCCCAGAACCAGCCGAAGCAGGCGGAGGCGGAGUUCACCAACGCCAUCAAGACGGACGGUCGAAACCCGCAGUUUUACUAUCACCGUGCCCUCUGCCGCCUCAAGCUUGAUCAGGGACGCUACGCGUUGCGCGACGUGCUCUCCUGCAAGGAGCUCCACCCCACCGCACCGCACCUUCGCGCCUUUAUUGCGCGGUACCUGGAGCCGGUGAAGCUGCCUGAGGCUAGCCAGCGCCGCAACACAUCCCAGGCUGCCAAGAGGCAAGUUGCAGCGUCCUCUGUGUGCGCAGCGCACACGCCGCCACCACUUGCUGACUGCGACGAACCGCCCGCGUUCCAGCAGAGACGUGAUAGGGACACAGGCGACACCUCGUUGCACCUCGCCAACGGUGUCGUCUCGACAGCAACAGGGGUGCUUCCCAGGAUCCAUCGCCGGGUAUCGUUGCAAAAACGCUCUGCCGUCAUGGGGUGGGUGCAGGGGUGUCAAACGACGCUGCACCGACGCGAGACAGGGGCGCAUGGCCCCGUGAAAUAG